Staurois parvus is the source of this 882-nucleotide messenger RNA. Lineage: Eukaryota; Metazoa; Chordata; Amphibia; Anura; Ranidae. The record is from the annotation of a GenBank genome assembly.
AUGUGCCAGCAAGUAUCUGCAGGGAAAAGUGUGUGGCAUAAAGUCUGGUCCUCAGGAAGGAGUGGAGUCUUAGUGUUAUUACUUUCCUAUCUACCUUAUAGUGUCAGCUCAGUGUGCCCACCACCCCCAGAACCAGAGAAUGGUGGAUUCAUGUGUCACCCUCCACACUGUGAAAAGUCGUUUACGUCUGGUAGUGUCAUAGAGUACUUCUGUGCCGAGGGGUACAUGCUGAAAGGAGACUACAAGUUCCUAACAUGCAAGAAUGGUGCUUGGAGCCCACCUAUGGGAGUUAGUUGUAGACUGAACCAAGAAACCAGUAGAAAUACCAGCCUUGGGGUCCCCACGCUUUCCAUUGUUGCCUCAACAGCCAGCUCCGUGGCCCUCAUAUUACUCCUGAUCGUCUUAUUUGUCCUGCUACAACCCAAAAUCAAGUCCUUCCACCACAGCAGACGUGAAACACAUGUGCCAGGGGAGCAAGUUUCCAUCAUGGUUGAUGGGGUGCAGGUAGCCCUUCCUUCGUAUGAAGAAGCUGUUUAUGGCAGUGCAGGAAAUUGUAUACCGUCUGCCAGCUCUCGUGUGCAGAUUGUGUUAUCUGAAGGACCAGGAGAAGAGCAGAAUAUACAGCAAGAAGUACUCGACUCUAGUAUACCAGGACAAUCUCUGGAGAAUACUCAUGCCACUGGCUCAGCCUUGGCACAUAAUUCACAAUGCACAGCUGGCAGCUCACAGCGAUCAGAGACUGUACUCGUCCAUCAGACUUCUUCCCAGUGGGUGUCUGGAGCACAGAGCAGGACACUGGGAAGGGAAGGAGCUGACUCUGAAAACAGUGAUGUGCAGAGUCUUCUUUCACUCUCCUCUGAGGAAUAUACAGAUGGUAAGUAG